AUGGCUCUGAAGCCAAGAAUCAAUUUGAAGGGCUAUCUAAUUGGUAAUGGAGCAACCGACGCAGACUACGAUUUAAACUCUUUUGUGCCGUUUGCACAUGGAAUGGGUCUCAUAUCAACUGACUUGUUUGAGGAUGUCAGUGCUGCUUGCCACGGCACAUUCUGGGGAAAAGUUAAUGAUGUGUGCCAAGAAAAUAUAGAUAGAAACCGUUGGGAACUGAAAGACCUGAACACGUACAACAUUCUUGCACCAUGCUACCACCACCCUGAAGUCCAAGAGACAGCGUUCGUGAACAGCAGCUUGCCAUCAAGCUUCAGAAAGCUAGGUGAAACAGAGAGGCCUUUCCCAGUGAGGAAGAGGACGGCGGGGCUUUCAUGGCCUCUCGGUCUUCCUGUGAGCAGCGGACAUGUCACGUUGUGGCCCGAGCUUGGCGGUAGAUCACUUCCAUGCAUGAGUGAUGAACUUGCUACUAUAUGGCUGGAUGAUGAAGAUGUAAGAGCUGCCAUUCACGCCAAACCGAAAAGCUUAAUUGGAUCAUGGGAAUUGAAUACUUCAAGAAUAGACUACACUCAUGAUAUAGGCAGCAUGGUGGAGUAUCACAAAAAAUUCACAGCCAUGGGAUAUCGCGUACUUAUUUACAGCCUCCCCUUUUUUGCAACACGGGGUAUGUACCGUGGAGACCAUGAUCUGUGUAUCCCUUUCACUGGAACGGAGGCAUGGGUCAGAUCAUUAGGCUACCGAGUUGUCAAUUCAUGGCGACCAUGGCGCUUUGGGGGUCAAGUUGCUGGAUAUACACAAGGCUAUGAUCACAAUCUCACCUUCCUCGCCAUAAAGGGAUCUGGACACACUGUUCCUGAGUACAAGCCCAAAGAAUCGCUGGCAUUCUACACCCACUGGCUGUUUGGAGAAAAGAUCUAA
Messenger RNA from Triticum turgidum subsp. durum (durum wheat), 918 nucleotides. The record is from the annotation of a GenBank genome assembly. Lineage: Eukaryota; Viridiplantae; Streptophyta; Magnoliopsida; Poales; Poaceae.